Molecule: messenger RNA, 1520 nt
Organism: Drosophila yakuba
Lineage: Eukaryota; Metazoa; Arthropoda; Insecta; Diptera; Drosophilidae
Product: putative E3 ubiquitin-protein ligase makorin-4
Exons: 1
Coding region: 190-1071 (293 amino acids)
Biological process (GO): protein polyubiquitination
Molecular function (GO): ubiquitin protein ligase activity; metal ion binding
Source: RefSeq, a predicted model, not a curated record
AUAGAAUUUUAUACCUAUUUGGAUAGAAGUUUCUGUAAGCUGUUUUAGAAGGAUUAGUGUAUUGCCGAGAAAUCGUUCAAAGAUUUUACACAAGAAAAGUAUAAUACUUUUUUUUUUUUUUUUAAAUUUUGCAACGCCUUUUGAAAACCACCAAGUAGUUAUCAAGAAUAGUUAGAGAGGGUCAUCAUCAUGUCGUAUCGCCGUAGUCAAACAGUCUGUCGCUUCUAUUUGCUUGGCACAUGUCGUUUCGGUGAUUUUUGCCGAUUUUCCCACAAUGUGACACUAAAUACGUCCAGUUCCGGCUAUGAGAGUCCACAGAGAUCGGAAAUCGUGGAUGAUAUCGCAGAGGAGGAGGAGGUGGCGGAGGAGCAGGAUGUGGCCAGCACCAGCAGCUACAAUUGGCAAAAGAUCUGGGCAAAUGCACCGGUAUUCGUGCCUAGAUGCAAGAGUAUUCCUGCCGAGAUGCAAUCAACUGGCGACCUGGAGGAUAUCUGUCCAUAUGGCGGCACCUGUAACUGGGGCACUAAGUGCUUGUAUCCGCUUCACAUGGAGAUCUGUAAGAUGUGCGACCUGUACUGUCUUCACCCGAGGGAUAAGAAUCAGCGCCGUGAGCACAAUCGUGAGUGUCUGGAGCAGCACGAGCAGGCGAUGGAGUUUUCCUUUGCAAUAGCCAAUUCCAAGGACAAGACAUGCGGCAUUUGCUUCGAUACCAUCGUAGAAAAGAAGGGACGCGAACGACGCUUUGGCAUCCUGUCCAAGUGCAAGCACACAUUCUGUCUGAAGUGCAUUCGCACGUGGCGCCAGGCCGAGCAAUUUGACUCCACGGUGACGCGAGGUUGCCCCGAAUGUCGCGUCUGCUCGGAUUUCGUGUGCCCCAGCGCCUACUGGGUGGACACCAAGGAGGAGAAGGAUAAGUUGCUCAACGAAUAUCGCACGGCGAUGGGCGCCAAGGAUUGCAAGUACUUCAAGAUGGGCAUGGGCAAGUGUCCCUUUGGCAACAAGUGCUUCUACAGACACUCUCGUCGAUGUGGGAUUUAUCAAACAAAAUCGAAGGCCAUCGUAUCAGACUGAUGGCAAAGAAUGUAUAUAUUAUUAUGAUUUUAUGGAAUAUCAUCCCUGGCGUAUAAACUGGAUCGAAUGGAAUUCAAUUGUAUCGAUCUAUUUUCAAGUGGCUCAAGCGAUACUUCCAUUUCCAAACGAAACAGAUGAAGAUUAGAGGCAGCUUCUUUAGACGGCAGUGGGACAACGCUUCGUAAACUUGCUCAUGUCCUUGUCAGAGACUAAAAAUGUAUAACACUGAGCCCCACUGAAGUCCCAGACAUUUCCAUAUAGACCCAUCCCCAAAUAGCCAAAUAUAUAGACAUAUAUAUAUAUAUAUAGCAAUAUAUAAACUGUACAAAAUUAAACAAAUCAAGUAAUCGAGCUCCAAAUUUUGGGUUUCAUAAUUGUCUUUUCUGAACUUGAUGUUUUCAAAUUUUCCGUACUUGCAUUAAAUAAACUACAUUUGAUAGCCAAUAGUA